AUGAAAAGAAAAAUUAAUAGAAAAUAAUCUGCUUCAAAUAAAGAAGCAAAUUAAAGCACAGCUAAAUAACAAAUAUAAUAGUAAACUGACACUGAUUCUUAAUAAUCAUCAUCUUAAUCUGAAGAAUAAAAGUUUUACCAAUAUCAGUAAUAAUAGCAUAUCGCUGCGCAAUCUCCUCAAAAAGAUUAUACGCAAAGGUCGACCAGAAAGCAAUCAUUUAAAAACUCAUCAUAAAAAUAAAUAUCAGAUGAUGAAGAUGAUUAUAUGGAUUAAUAAGCCAAUUCUGAUGAGAUACAGUAGAAUAUUGAUGAGAUUAAUUAUGAGGAUCAUCGAAGAAAGCUUUAGGAUAAGUACAGCUAUUAGGAUCAGUAUGUUUUGUUUAUGCAGCAGCAGAAAGACCUCUCUUAUGAGUACAAAUGGCAAUAAAGAGUUGAAAAGCAAAAGAAGAAAGUACAGUCGAAUUCAUCAGAUGACUCAUAACUUUAAAUGGACUCAAGUGAGAGUAGUGAAGUGUCUGAGUAUAGACCGAAGAAAGUUGUAAGGAAGAUGUCUGGCUAGGGAAAAACUAACACCAUUAGAGAUAAUCGCAGAAACUUUGAUCGAUUCAGCAAAGAUUUUUAUCCACAAAAGUCUAGAACAUAGAGACAAGUUGUUUAAUAGUUUGAACCAUAGUUCAUUAAAACUCAAAGAAACUCUUAAAGAUAAGUACAGUCAAGGAGAUUUCAGAAUAAAUAGAGAGAUGACUCAGAUGAAGAUAGUGAGGAGAAUAUCAAUGAUGAAGAAUGGGAGUAGGGACGAAAACCUUUCAAUGGAACUACCCACGGUUUUAUGACGCUAAAAGUAAAAAAACUAAGCCAUACUUGUAAGAUUUACAGCAUGAUACUUAUUAGUGUUGAUUAGUGGGCGAAGAAGUAUGAUUAAAGAGGGAAAAAGUACUGGUAGAAUAAGGAGACUAAGCAUGUACAAUUUGUGAAGCCAGAUAGUGAAACAUACUUGAUAUAAGCCUGUAUACUUGGCAAUAUUGCUUUUCUUCAAGUCUAUCUGAAAGCUAAAGGGACAUUAGAAAUAAUUGACCAACAGAAAAGAAAUGCAUUACAUCAUUCAGUUUCAAAUGGUCAUAAGGAGAUCACUGCUUUAUUGUGUAAUUUUGGGAAGAAAUAUAAAUUGAUUGAACAUGCUGAUGUAAGUGGAAGCACUCCUUUAUUUCUUGCUAUAAGAUACAAUGAAAUUGACUGCUUAAAAAUUUUGAUAUCUUAUGACUGUAACUUGUUUCAUAGAAAAAAAAACGGUGAUACUUGCCUACAUAUUGCAGCUGCAUACAACUCUUUGAAUUCAAUCGUAACUGUAGCUAAUUAUGGAGGGUUUGAAUUAUUACUAGAAAGAAAUAGAUAAGGAUUACGACCUAUAGAUGUAGCUGAGAAAAUGAGAAACAAGGAAUGCUACUAAGCAUUAUAGAAAAUAGAGAGAAACUUGCAGUAUUAAAAUGCCAUUCUAGAAAGAGAAAUUUCUAGUAUUGAUAAACAGCAAAGGAAAAGAUAUAAGAAGAAUUCAGUGGUGCCAAUUGAUCAAAUUAAAAGUAAGUCAUCUAGAAGUAUCAAGAGCAGAGGAGACUAAGGAGGAUAUCUGAGAAAUCAAAGACUGAAAGUAAUAAAAGAGAUAUCUAGCGAAGAAUAAUACUCUGAUAAAAAGGUUUAGACUGAUAGCGAGGCUGACAUUGAUUAUCUAGGGGGCCAGACUAAAUAUACUAAACGAGUAUAAAAACUCAGUAGUAACUCUCAGGCAUUGAUGCAUUAAGAAAGCUACAUGAAGAAGCUGAAGAGGGAAAAGAAAAAAUCAGUUAGGUCUAAAGCAGAGAGUGAGGAUAUUCCUAUGUUUACCAAAUAUGAUAAGUAUAAACAAUAGCCUCUCAGGAAAAAUAAUCAUCUUGAAGAGAGUAAUUCAUAGAUUGAUGACUCCUAGGUCUAAGAUCAAAGUUUGAUCUAGAAAAGUGAUAGGUUUUAAAAUAAUUCUAGAAGAAGUAAUAAGAGUGAUAGAGAGUAAAAAAGGUCUUAUAGAAGGGAUCAAGAUUCAUAAGAACUAGAUAAGACUAAAAAUUUCUUUCAUCUUAGUGUCCGAGAUGAUAGUACAAUAGUAAAUCCGAAAAUGAGAAAACUUUAAACAGCAAGAGAUUUAUUCUUGAUGGGUAAAAGAGGCUAAUCUUAAGAAUCAAGUAGCCCAAACGAUGAUGAAGAAAUGUAAUAUGCUUAAGGAAAUAAGAGAUCUAAGUCAGUAAGAUCAAGCUCCAAGUAAAAAGAAAAUGAACCUUAAUCUGUAUUCGAAAAAGCGAUUAGUAAAACCUCUACAAUCGUUAAGUCGAUUGGAAGUUUCUUUAAAGGAGGUAUUGAGAAAAUAAAGGACUAUGUUUUCUAAGAAGACUUAAGGAACAAAGCCAUAGUUGAUAGAAUCAGAGCUAAAAGUGCAAGAUCAUAAAGUAAGACUAGAGAUUAGAAUCUUUCAGACUCUAGUUAGUAUGAAACACCCCGAGGAAAAAGCAAUUCUAGAUAACGUUCUUAAAGUCAUAGACAAAGAGAAAAAGAUUUGAUUAGAGUUGAAAUAGCUGAGAAUAUCAAACCCUAGAAAAAGUAUAAUAAAAACUAAAUUGUGCCUAUAUAAAUUGAGUAACAAGAAGAAGAGUCAAGUGAAGGGCAAUAUGUUGAAGUGAAAACUUAAAGAGGUAAGAAAUUGAAAUCUAAUAGCGUAGUUCCUUUUGAUGAUAAUAUACUCUACAAAACUCAUUAGAAGUCUAAUCUAUCAAAAGGAAAACUAUCAUAGAAGUAAUUCAAAGAGAUUAGUUAAUAAUAGCAGGAAGAGUCAAUUUCCUCAGAAAGUAGUCAUAGAGAAAGUUCACCAGUUAAGAUAAACAAAUCUAAAUCAAUAUCUAUAUAAGCAGAACCAAAAAAGGAGCUUAAAAUAUAGCAGAAAGCUGAGCAGAAAUCGCUAAAUCAUUAAGUACAACAUCAGCCUACUUCAACAAUGAGCUUGAAAUCAGUUGGUGUUGGUUCUAAUAACAUCAAUGAAAGUACUAACACGGUCUCUAUAUAUUCAGGAUAAUCUAACAAAUUAUAGCAUAGCCGAAUGAUUUAGAAAGAACAAAAGAAAAGAUUGGGAAAUAAAAGUAAACUUUUGCUUAAGAAAACAUAUUAAUCAUCUGAAGAUGAAAGAAGAAACACUAAUCUAAUUGAUAGAUCACCGUCCCCUGCUCCAAAAUUCAUGAAGGAGGAGAUAGCGUUUUAUAAGCAAUAGUAGUUAUUCCAGUAGAGUGCUUCACUGAUAUAGAAUGCUUUUGAGCAGAAGUAAGUGGAAGUUAUCUCCACUCAAUAGCAAAAUACUUAAAAUUCCACAUCUAUUUAGAGCGAUUAAAUUAUAAAACAAAAUAAUUAGCCUUAAGUCUUCUAAAGACAAGCUAAAUAGAAAGUGGGAUAGCACUAAGCAGCACCACUGCCUUAAUAGUAGUAGUAAGUUAGAAAUAACUCAGGUGUAAGUUAAAGUUAGUAAAGAGCACCAGUGCUAUUGACCUAAGAGUAGUUUGACAUGAUAAUGCUGAACUCUGAAGGAGAGACUAAAACUCAAACAGUACACGAAUCAUAAAAGCAGCACCCCUAGAACAAUUUAUACAAAGUAAUUGAAUCUGAUGUUGAUAAGAAACCAGAAAUAAAAACUCAAAUCAUCCCAUAGAAGAGUGAUAAUCAGAAAGUACUGAUUAUCAAUUAAUAGUCUUAGUAGGAUAAACGAAAGAUUGAAGACAUGAAGAAAUUCUAUGAUGAUCUGAUUAAAAAUGUGUCAAUGACUUAAAUGGAGGAAAAUAAAGUAGAAAAUGGUUCUAUGACUAUUAAUGAUACAAAUCUAAGCGAUAUGUACAAGAGAGUCAUGAACUAGUAAGAGCAGCAAUCUUAACCGCUUAGAUAAAGUGGUGAUUCAAAUUCAGAUAAAGAUAAAAAGAAAGUCAUCAGUGAAGUAAUCUAGGAGGAGGAAAACAUACCUUUUAAUCCUGAUGAUCAACCAUUUAUCGAUGAAACUGAUUUCCUCAUUGAUUAUAAUGAGUUCGAUAAUUAGGCUAGUUAAAAUCUAUUGGAAUCUAUGCUUAAAGAGUUUAACUAAUAUGAGUAUGUGAGUGACAAGUCCUAUGACGAUAAGGCACAGCCCCUAGUCAAUAGCAAUCUUGUUUAUUCGAACGCCUUGGACAAGGGUUAAUUUAUGGCUAACUCUUAUUUGUCAUUGUAAGGAGGUUAGAAUGGCAAGACUAAUACAUCUACAUUAUAAAGGCCUUUGAUGGUUGGUAUAGGUAAUAAUUCUAUUAACAAUUUUAACGUCUAAUACCAAUCUGAUGCUGAAUGUGAAUACUCCAACUAAAAGAGAGGCAAUCUAGGAAAGUUGAAUAUUCAGGACUAGCCUGUUCUGAAGAAAAAACUCAACUUAAUACCUCCAUAGAAUUAGAUCAAACAGAACUAGCCAGCCUAAUAAAUAACAGUACAAGCAAUCAACUAGCAAAAAACUGAUAUUUCCGAUAACUCCUUCAAUAACUUACCAGUCCAAAUUCAAAAUAAACAAGAAAUUUCAUAACUUACUGGGAUUAAUAACUCUAAGGAUUAGAAAUUGAUGAUACAGUUAUUUAAUGAAGAUGAGGAAUAGGAAAGGUUGAAUAAAGAAUUAUCUCAAAAGCAUAGCAAACUAUUAGAGAACCAGCAGUCACUUGCCGAAGAACUCAAGAAUACAUUCAAUGAUUUUGAAGAUAAUAUGUAUCUAAAUCCCCCAUAAACUUAUCAUCCUGGUCACUAAAAGAAGAAAUCUGAUAUGGAUUAUGUCAAUAUCAUUGAUAACAGCUAUGGCGAUCAAUCUUACAGUGAAGAUUCAGGUAUGAAAAAAGAUUUCCAGGAAAGAGUCAAAUAAGAACUCUUAAAUUUGAAAUCAAAGAAUGAUACUUCUCCAAAGAUUUAUAGCAAGCCUAAAGUUGAAAAUGACUUUGACUAUAAGCUUAGAUCUUAAGAGGAGUCAAAAGCAUACAGUAACAGCAAUAAUAACAACAACAUCAAUCACUCUAAGCCCUCAAGAAAGAAUAAUAGGUACGAAUAGGAGGAUUCAAUGAUAAACUUCGAUUUAACACAUUCUAAGCUAGACUAAACAGACUAGAUUAUCAAUUAGAACUAGGAUAGGCAAGCUUAAAAUAGAGAAAUCUAAGAGUAACCCAAAUACGAUUCUAGAUAGUCAUUGAAAACUCAAAUUAAAAAGUAAAUUCAGUCGUAUGUGGAACAAACUCAAUAAAAUGAAGAAAACCAAAGGGUUGAAAUUGAAGUAUUGCCACUUCAAGUGCUUAUGCCUGCUUAUAAUAGAAAUCAGAUGCAAUCGUGGAGUCAGGAAAGUCAUAGUUUAGCUGAUCACGAUAAAGUUAAGAAAACUUUACUGGGAAAUAUGAUGGUCUAAGCAUUCUCUUCUUCAGAACUUAAGUUAGUUAAAAGGAAUUAUCUCCCAUAUAAUGGAGCAACCUCAACUACCCAAUUAGCUCAGCAAGAUACUAUAGCCACAGCAAAUGCAAAUAAAGUUUUAAGAAGUGAUAAUGCAAACAAAAUAUCCUAAAACUAAUAAACUCUACCAUAGAUUCAAAUGAUUAGGCAGAGUCAGUAAAGCCUCAGAAAAAGUUAAAAUUUCGGGACAAAUUCCUAAGAUAGCAUUGUAUAGGAACUUGACAGCAUCAGCAAAAUAUAUGAAGAUCUAGAGACCGUUUAAGAGGAAGAAGCUGGGCAUACCUAUGAGAAGACAAAGUCAUUAGAGGAGACUAAGAUUGACAACUUCCUUAAAAAGUCAGUGAAAAAGAUUCCCAAGCAGUAAUCUAAUAGAUAUGGAGCGGGAAGUACAAGUGAUGAUAAAAUAUCUGAUAUGAAUCCAAAUGAAUAAUAGCAAAUUGAAACUCAGCCAGCAAUGCAGCAGAUUUUCUAUCAAAAAGAGGGUCUAAAAUAUCUUACAAAUGCUCAAGGUUCAAAUACAUCUUAGAAUCAAGGAGGAGGUGAAACUGAUGAGUAGGCAAGCUCAUUAGCACCUGGAUAUUGGCAAUGGAAGCGUGAGGAGAAGCAAAAUAGAUCCACUGCAAAUGCCUUUUUAUAUAAUCUUUAAACAUCCUCUGAAGAUGAAUCUAAACGUAAAGGCAAUAAUUUACUAGCGAAUGUUAGGCCUAGAAUCAAGAUGCAAAAGAAUCUCUUGCACAGCUCUGUCAAUGCACCUUUAUAUCAGCAUGGCCAAUCAACUUCGACUUAUUAAGCAGCCGCUGCAGCAAAAAGAUCAAUCAAGGAUGUCUCAUUUAAAAGUAAUAACGUUUCUACUCAUACUGAAGGAAGUGAAAGAUUGAAAGAAAAUCUUAAGAUGUUUUAGAAAAAUAGAAUGCUUGGUAAUAAAGUGAAGGCUGUAGCUAAGGAAUAGUAGUAGAAGUAGAUUUAGGAGUAGACCUUAGAAGAAAGCAUAAAGCUAUAGAAAUCUAAAACUAGCUUUUUUAAGAAAUGA
Molecule: messenger RNA, 6528 nt
Organism: Stylonychia lemnae
Lineage: Eukaryota; Ciliophora; Spirotrichea; Sporadotrichida; Oxytrichidae
Source: the annotation of a GenBank genome assembly